Messenger RNA from Durusdinium trenchii, 552 nucleotides. The record is from the annotation of a GenBank genome assembly. Lineage: Eukaryota; Dinophyceae; Suessiales; Symbiodiniaceae.
AUGUCAGUUUGCCCCCCGGGAACAUUUCCAGACUACCCGGUGCUGGCUAGAGACGAUGAGGAAGAGAUAGUUUUGGUUGCAGCGAAUGAGGAGACAGUUGAGCAUUAUGGUGAGGUCAGGCCAAUUGUGAUGACGUCGGAAGGUCACUUGAGAGAGAUGGUGUUUCAGGUGGCGGCAGUUGGCAAGGUGUUGACAUCAGCAGCUCAGAUUUGCAACCGAGGGCAUCGGAUUGUCUUGGAGUCGGAGGGUGAGCGCAGUUACAUUGAAGACAAGGAGACGGGUGAUACAUUCAAUUUGUAUCAAGAGGGUGCAGUUUUCAAUUUGUAUCUUCAUGUGAUCCCGUAUGCCGAGACCACGGGCGUAAGGCCCCGCUAUGAGUUGCAUGCAUUGGAUGAGGAGCCACAAGAGUUGAGAGAUUCGGGUUCCCAUCCUGAAUUCGAUGAUGGUGUGAGUGAUCGCAGUGACCUAUAUCAAGGCCACACUAGAGUUCCUGAGUUGCCACUUCCGGACGACUAUGAGCAGUAUGAGCCGAGUGAAGGAGACUUGGACGUU